Molecule: messenger RNA, 3170 nt
Organism: Pteropus alecto (black flying fox)
Lineage: Eukaryota; Metazoa; Chordata; Mammalia; Chiroptera; Pteropodidae
Product: caspase-14-like
Exons: 7
Coding region: 169-1218 (349 amino acids)
Biological process (GO): proteolysis
Molecular function (GO): cysteine-type endopeptidase activity
Source: RefSeq, a predicted model, not a curated record
UCAAAACAAAGAGGUGAAGCGGGAGGCGUGUGCGGCGCGCGGUGCUGGGACCUCCUGGGAUUGGUCCCUCGGGCCCGGGCGCUUCGGUACGGUUGGGCGUGGAUGGAGGGGAGCCCGGGGAGCGGUGGGCGCUCGUAGUCCGACGACCCCAGGGCGCCCCCGAAGAUCAUGCCGGCCAUGGAGGAUCUGCAGAGCCGCUUGCAGGAGACCCUGGACGUGCUGUCCCCGCAGGAGCUGCGCAACUUCCGCGUCAUCCUCAAGACGGUGGACGAGAUGCCGCGCCUGAGUCCGCUGCAGCUGGAGCUGGAGGGCGGCAGCACAUCGGGGCUGGCGCGUCUCCUCGCCAAGCACUACUACCUGCCGGCCGCGCCGCGCGUCGUCACCAAGGUGCUGCAGCAGCUGCGCCGCGCCGACCUGCUGCAGCGCUGGCAGAGCGACCCCGCCGCCGACAGCCAGGUAAUCCCAAGAAAAAUUCUAAAGAGAAGCCGUGACUUUGUGGAUGGUGAUGAAUUGGACCGUUAUGACCUGAGCGGCAGGCGGAAGGCUUUCCUCAUGUGUGUGAAGAAGAACAGGCCAGGGGCUGACCAGGACGUCAAGCUAAUGAAGGACUGGCUUGGCCAGUGCCACUUUGAAUAUACAUUGUGCAUCGAUCCUGACAAAGAGGAGUUACUUGAAAAACUAACAUCAUUUCGUGAUGGAUUAAAUGGAAUUAAAAAUGAAAUUGGCUGCUGUCUUAUUACUCUUAUGUCCCACGGAGAAAAUGGCUUUAUUAAAAUGGAAGAUGGUGACAGAGUCAGCCUGGAAAAUGUUUUUGAAAUGUUUAACAAUAAAAAUUGUCCAGCACUUCACGAGAAACCAAAGAUCUUUAUAAUCCAGGCAUGCAGAGGAGAGAGAAGAGAUAAUGGUGUUGAAACAGAUGAUGAACCCAUGGACUCAGAUGACGUAUCAGAGAAGAAGAGGCUGCCCACAUUCAGUGAUUAUUUCAUCAUCUACCCCACCCAGGCAGAUCAUGUUGCUUUACGGCACCCCCGCACUGGCUCUGUGAUGAUCGAAGCAAUGACCAACGUCUUUAAACAAUAUGGAAAUAGGUGGCACAUCGCUGACUUUUUCACCAAAGUGAAUAACAGAGUGGUGCACACUGAAUUUCAUCUACAGGAGGAACCAAUAAAAGUAUCACUUGUAAUGGAAUCCACUCUAACUAAAUUUGUGUACUUUUGACAUCAGGAAGACCAAAAACAAGGGCUGCUUUGUAAUAGGCUUUGUAAAGAACUGUGAGGCUUUGUAGCAUAGUAUUAAUGGUUAUCAUUUUGCAUUAUUUCUGUCACUAGUGGUAUUUCUCCAGUUUGUUUUGUAUAUAUAUGUUGUUUUUCUAAGAUUUAACUCUGCUUAUUUGGAACUUGUAAAUAAUUUGACUUUUUUAAAAGAUCACUGUUAACUGAAAUUUUUUUUCCUGAACUGUUAUCAAACAAUUAGCAUACAGAAGUCUAGCUCUAUGUAUAUACUGUUUUUAUCAUGUGCCUCUCUUACUGAUUAUCACCCACCCCUCGCCCCACCCUCUCCACUCUAAAUUUGGUGCUGGUGUUCAGCCUCAUUUUCUUGGCUUAGUAUUCAAGAACUGUCUUUAUGUGGUCUUGUCUUUUGGUUCCCCUUAUUUCCCCCAUAUCGUUGUCUGUAGCCAGACCGAUCUCCUUUUUCACUGUGUAAGCCAUCCUCAAGUCUUCUCUGGGUGUUCUUCGCUUGUACUUUAUGCCCUUGACGCAUUCGCAUUUUCACCCCUACCCAUUCCCCAGCUUCUUCCUUGCUGUCUCCGUCCCUUUGAACUGCUGGUUUCUCUGCCUGGAACACUCUGUUCUACCCCAUGUAGUUAAGUUCCUUUCCAUCCUUCAGAGUUUGGUUCAAGCAUCAUUUGCACAGGAAAGCUUUCUGCAGCCCCUCGUGCUAGGUCAGCUCUUUCUAAGUACUCAGAGACCCUAUGGUUUCCUUCUGUAGCAUUUAGCACUACUGUACUUAAAUGACUGUGUAGUGUCUGUUUAUUCUCUCUCCAGUUCAGUUGUAAGCUCCAAGAGGCAUCGGGCAUGUGUCUUGUUCAUUUCUGUAUCCCAGCUUCCACCUGUGCCUUAAGACAUAGAAAAGUCCUGCGAUAAAUGUUUAGUGAAUGACUGAUCCCUCUGUCUUCGCAUUAUUUUAUCCAUUCCUCAAACCUGGCCUCAUUAUUUCUGUGCAUAUCUAGCCACCUGUUGGUCAUCCCUACCUACGUGGCUGCCCCAUGGCCACUUUAACUGAACAAGUUGGAAGUUAACCUGCUCCCCUAAACUCUUCAUAAAACCCAUCCCAAUGUUAAUGUUAAUAGUCCCACUGCCUGCAGAAUAUACUCCGGAUUCCCUAAGGAGAAUAUUCCAAGUCCUUCUCUGUCAGGCCUUAACUUAUAGCACCUAUGUACUGUUUGCCCCGAGUCUUGGCUGUACUUGAUGAUUUGCCCUUCAGUAAUCCCCUCUCAGAGUCGGGCUUGUAGAGUAAUGAAUGCUGACCGAAUACUCUCGUAUAUGUUAUAUCAUAGUUCACUCUCUCCUUUCUGCCUGAAAUGCUCUGUGUACUCACUGUAUGUUUCCUCUAUGCCUUGCAUUCUUCAGGGUGCAACUUGGGUCCCAUCUCACUAUAAAGAAAACCUGUAUGUAGACAGUGUUUUUAGAGGAACAAACUGUGGUCUGAGCAUGAGUUUUAAUUGUAAUUACGUUGUAAUUUUCUAUGUAACUUUGCACCAUAUUUGGACCUCGGUUCCCCCAUUUGUGUAAAAGGAGAUUUGGCCCAGCCAACUCUGAGAAUUCAUCCCAUUGGACUUCAGUGAACUUUGACUUCUUAGUGAACUUGCUCAUGAACAUCCAGCAGAUGCAGCUGUUUCUGAACUCAGUGGUUCAAGCUGGCGGCUGCAUAAGACUAUUCGGCCUGUGCGAAGAUGCAGGUGUUUGGUGAGAAUGCUCUGAAGAUUGAGGGCCAAAUUGACUGAAACAACCCGGAAUCUCCAGGCCUGUCUCCAUUUCAGGAACAAUUGUGUCCUUUUUAGUUAAUGGGAUUUAAUUUUUAAACCUUUGAGUUCUUAUAUUUGAUAUGUAGCUUUUUUUUUAUAGAGCAUUAUAAUGUCUCCUUGGUUUAUAAAAUAUGAACAUCAGUAA